AUGCCGCUGAAUCAUGUGGAACGUCAAAUUGUCUGGGAGUCAGAUCAAUGGUGCUUCUGGCAUUUCUUGGAGCCUGGAGAACCUUGUGCCAGCGCUGGGACUGACUCAAUCUCAUUGUAUCCCGUGCGCUGGGAUUAUCUCCUGGGAGGGGGUGGAACUGGAGCUGAUAAUGACCUUUAUAUAAACCAAGCCGUAGUAUUUAUUGAAGAUGCAAUACAGUAUCGGUCUAUAAAUCACCGUGUGGACUCCAGAUCCCUGUGGCUUUAUCGAUGGUACUACUCAAGGACUUGCCAGUGGAUUUUGAGCUUAACCAUUACUAUAAUCCUGGCUUUGGCUUUCAUUGAAAAACCUUCUUCGCUUACUGUCACGUCAGAUGUACGAUACCGCCUUCCUGCGUGGAAUCCUCCCUGUGGCCUCACAGAAAGCAUUGAGCUGCUUUGCUUUCUUGUCUUCGUGGUUGAUGUGUCCGUGAAGAGUUAUUUAAUUGGAUGGGAAGAAUUUUGGAAAAAUAAAUGGCUAAUGGCUUAUAUACUGACAUUAAUUGUUUCCCUGACUGAUUGGGUUGUAUCGCUGAGCUUUUUCUGCACAGAGAAUAUGAGAAUAAGAAGAAUUCUUCGUCCUUUCUUUCUCCUUCAGAAUUCUUCUAUGAUGAAGAAAACAUUAAAAAGUAUCAACAGCACAUUGCCUGAAAUGGCAAGUGUUGUUCUGCUACUGGCUGUUCACCUGUCUCUCUUUACCAUGUUUGCCAUGCUGCUGUUUGCUCGAACAAAGGAUGGCCAGCAGGAUAAGGAGUGGGUGGGGUAUUUCCGGAAUUUGCCAGAUUCACUGACAUCACUGCUGGUCCUGCUAACUACUGCAAAUAAUCCUGAUGUGAUGAUUCCUGCAUAUUCUAAGAAUCGAGCAUAUUCAAUCUUCUUCAUACUCUUCACUGUAUUAGGCAACUUGUUUCUGAUGAACUUGCUUACAGCAAUAAUAUACAAUCAGUUUCGAGGAUACCUUCUGAAAUCAGUUCAGUCCUCCCUCUUCAGGAGGCGACUGGGAAUCCGGGCUGCGUUUGAAGUACUGUCUUCCCUGAAGGACACUCCUGCUAAUGCACAACAGCCGUAUGUCAGUGUUGGGGCCUUACUACAAGUGCUGCAGAAAGUUGAAAUGGAUUCUCGCUGCAAGCAAGCCAUCUUGAGAUCACUCAAAAUGUGCUCCUGUGACCAGCUGUCAGCUGCCCAGUUUCAGAAGCUCUUUGAAGAACUAGACAAAGAUGCCAUUAAGCAACAUCCUCCCAGUCCAGAGUACCAGUCGCAUUUUAUGCAGAAAAUGCAGUUUGCCUUUGGCCAUCCCUACUUCGGAUACUUGGGGAAUGUUGUAGCCCUUGCAAACAUUGUUUCUAUCUGUGUGGUUUUGGUGAUGGAUGCAGAUAAGCAGCCUUCUGAAAGAGAUGACUUCUUCUUGGGGGCUAUCAACUGCUUCUUCAUCCUAUACUAUAUGCUGGAAAUGUUGCUGAAAAUCUUAGCAAUGGGCUUGAAAAGAUACUUGUCAUACCCAAGCAAUAGAUUUGAUGGACUUCUGACUGUAAUUUUGCUGCUUUUGGAGAUUUCCACGUUUGCUGUGUACGGAUUUCCUCAUCCUGGUUGGAGACCCGAGUUCAUGGGCUUGUUAUCCCUGUGGGAUAUGGUGCGAUUGGUGAACAUGUUAAUUGUGUUCAGGUUCCUGCGGAUUAUUCCUAACAUGAAGUUCAUGGCUUUGGUUGUUACUACAUUGCUGGAUCUGGUAAAAAACUUGAGAGCCUUUGCAGGAAUCCUUGUGGUGGUUUUCUAUGCAUUUGCUAUAACUGGCAUAAUGCUAUUUAAAGAUGCUGUUGUUCCCUUGGGAAAUACCAGUGCUGUCAAUACAACAUAUGAUAAUGGCACUUUGCAGUGUGGGACCUACGAACAGCUGGAAUAUUGGCCAAACAACUUUGAUGACUUUGCUGCAGCAGUGGUGACCCUCUGGGAUGUGAUGGUGGUUAACAACUGGCAAGUCUUUUUGGAAGCGUUUUCAAGAUACUCCAGUCCGUGGGCAAAGAUCUAUUUUGUAGCCUGGUGGUUGAUCUCCUCUGUCAUCUGGGUUAAUCUCUUCGUAGCUUUACUUCUGGAGAACUUUAUUCACAAGUGGGACCGUCGCUGUCAUCGAGAGCCUGUCUCGGAUGUUGAAUACCAGAGGACAGUUGAACUAAUGUUCAGAGAUGUUUUGGAAGAACCUACAGAGGAAGAGUUGAUGGAAAAACUGCACCAGCAUCCACACCUGCAGUUAUGUAGGUGA
This is a messenger RNA of Antrostomus carolinensis (chuck-will's-widow), 2295 nucleotides long. It is a transcript of the gene TPCN2, whose product is annotated as two pore segment channel 2. Gene Ontology annotation, cellular component: lysosomal membrane. NCBI's taxonomy places the organism in Eukaryota, Metazoa, Chordata, Aves, Caprimulgiformes, Caprimulgidae. Gene Ontology annotation, biological process: endocytosis involved in viral entry into host cell; calcium-mediated signaling; monoatomic ion transport. The record is from RefSeq and is a predicted model, not a curated record. Gene Ontology annotation, molecular function: intracellularly phosphatidylinositol-3,5-bisphosphate-gated monatomic cation channel activity; ligand-gated sodium channel activity; voltage-gated channel activity.